Messenger RNA from Cololabis saira (Pacific saury), 5050 nucleotides. RefSeq names its product sine oculis-binding protein homolog. Gene Ontology annotation, biological process: animal organ development. The coding region runs from base 169 to 2763 and encodes 864 amino acids. NCBI's taxonomy places the organism in Eukaryota, Metazoa, Chordata, Actinopteri, Beloniformes, Belonidae. The transcript is spliced from 7 exons. Gene Ontology annotation, cellular component: nucleus. The record is from RefSeq and is a predicted model, not a curated record.
UGUUCAGCGGACUCGGAUGGUGCGAAGCUCCAAAUGAGGCACUCAGACCUCCAGGAAUGACAGCCGCUGUCACCGGGAGUGACAACUUCCACUCUGAGCGACUCCGCUGAAACUCCUCCAGCUGACUCCCCUCACCGGUCCGGAGCGGAUCCAACCAUACCCGGGACUAUGCCAGAGAUGGAGAAAGGAAGACCGCCGGAAAAUAAACGCAGCAGGAAACCAGCGCACCCAGUCAAGAGAGAGAUCAACCAGGAGAUGAAGUCUUUUGCCGAAAGCACCAUGAACGAGCUCCUGGGAUGGUACGGCUACGACAAGGUCGACCUCCGAGAGUCCGAGGCCAACGAGAUCAGAAACUACAGAGAGAGGCGUCAGCAUGUGUCUGUGCUAAAAGAAAACUCAUUGCCAAAACCCAAAAGUGUUGACAACAAAGUCAGCCACACAGUUCUGGCCAUGAAGAGCGGAGAAAGAGAACCUCCCAGCGUCCCGUCCUCUUCGCCCACCUCUUCCUCAACAAGCUCAUCCUUGAGCACCCCUAAGGAGCACCAGAGUGCCCCUGUGAUUGUCCCGCUCAUAAAGCCAUCAGCAGUGGAAGAUGUACAAAAUGUGCAGAUUGUAUGUGUUUGGUGCCAGAAGGAAGGUGUGAAACGCUAUUCUCUGUGUAUGGGCUCGGAGCUCAAGAGCUUCUGCAGCGAGAAGUGUUUUGCCGCCUGCAGACGGGCCUACUUCAAACGCAAUAAGGCCAGAGAUGAAGACCUCCACAGUGAGAGAUCCCCUCAGCACCCUCAUCCAGAAGACUCGCCCAGACUCGUGUUAAAGAUAAACACCAAUGUCAGAUCUUUGUCCCCUGUGCCGCAGGUAUGUGACUGGUGCAAGCACGUUCGUCACACUAAAGAAUACCUGGACUUUGGAUCUGGUGAGGAACGACUUCAGUUCUGCAGCACCAAAUGUUUGAACCAGUACAAGAUGGAUGUUUUCUACCGGGAAGCCCGUGCGGCUCUCACCAGCACCAGUUCCAGCCCGAACAGAACCAGCCAGGACAGGAGGGUGGACAGCAGUGUGGUUGGGCAAAAGCUACUCACUCCAGAGUCUUGGAACAGUGGCAACAAUGCAGGGGAGGCACGCAAUAGAAACGUCUCACCUAAAGGUGCUUCACUGAUCCAUGGACCAGAAUCCACAGCGAUCUCCCCUUCAGAAGCAUCCUCUUCUUCUUCCAAAGUCCCUGGCUCAGGGCUGAGGUCGCUGGAGAGGUCCAUUCACCCUCCCCCACCUCACCCUGCUGUUGCAGUGUCACCCCAUUCUGGUCCCCUUCCACCCCCACUUCUUCCUCCUCGCCCAUCUCUUGAACAAAAGCCAGUACCCCAAAUCCCCAUGUCUUUUAUUAGGCCUCCUCUUCAUGCUCAGGGCCUGAAAAGCCCUCUUACCAAUCAUCCUAGACAUCCAGCUCCACCUUCCAGUCCUAUUCACAGACCCUCACAUUCUCCUCACAUGCAACCCCCGACAUCUGCAUCCAUGAAUCCACCUGGGAUGAUGCCUCCUUUCCCAGGAGCCUACUUCCCUGGCUUGCACUCCCCUCCUAUGAACAUGAUGCCAAGAUGCCCAGUCCCAAUGCCUCACUUAAUGAACUAUGGUAUUCCAUCUUUUAGUCCUCUUCUGCCCCAUCCUACUGUCCUGGUGCCUUAUCCCAUCAUUGUUCCUCUGCCAGUCCCAAUACCAAUCCCGAUCCCUAUUCCUGUCCCUCCUAAAGCAACAGUAGAAACCCCAUGUCACAGUGGAGUUAUCCAACCUGUGCCGGAUGGGUUAGACAGAGGUAGAUCCAGGGCUGCCAGGCCACCAUCUCCAAGAAUCGAUGAAGGAGACAGUAGAUUGGUAGCCAAUAAAUUGGAUGGAGCUUUUCCACAUUGGCUCAUGUCACCAUGUGAGCCCAACGCAAGGGAUACAGAUUGGGUUAAAUCAGAGAGGCCAUUUCUGUCCCCAGCUUCCACACCUCAAAGUGGAGCAUCCUCUCCCAGAGCACAGUACAACGAAUCACACUGCCCAGCAACAGGCUCAGAAGGGCUGUCAGACUAUAAACAGCAUCAGGUAGUGCGACAAGUGAUACAAAGGGUUCUCCAAAGGACCCAAGUGAAAGUGGAGCCAAGUGCCAAUGGAGUGAUUGAACCAUCAGGGUUUGGUGAGUUGGGACCUGGUCAGGUUAACCGAUCAGGGCACCAUGAUAUCAUCAGACCCACCCCUCCUCUACCACAAUCCCCCUCGCACGACACCAUCCACCAGCAGCAGGACUCCCACAGUCCCUUUUCUCACACACCACCUAGCCCGGUGGGGAGCGACCAUUCACAUGAUGCCAAGUCCUCUACCCUGACGUCUCAGGAUCAUGCUAAAAAUGGUGUGUCCGCCUCGUCCACACCUGCCAGCAUGGACUCGUUACCAGCACCACAGCAGGACUCUUCACUUAGUGAGCUGGAAGCUAUCAAAGAGAACAAGUGCUCUGUUGUUAGCCCACUGCGGGUUGAAGGCCCCGUCAAUCAGUUAGAAGGGCCCUUAAUAGUAGCUGGGGAGGCAGGAGAGGACUCCCGUGUUCCAGAUGAGGACCAUGCCUAUGCCCUGCCCACAGCGCCAAAGACAGGUGGGACCACCACCCCACUGCUCUUGCCCAAACUCAGGGACAAGGGAAACCUGCGGAGUCCUGCUAAUGUACCCAUUGCUGGAGACUUGGAGCCAGCCCUGAAGAGGCGAUGCCUACGAAUCCGUGAUCAGAAUAAGUAGACGAUGGAGACUGCCUGUUUAACACUGUAUGGCGGUGCCAGAUUCAGUGCCGCUCCCUCUUGUGGACAUCAGCAGUGCUAACACCCUCCAGCCUGUCCAUCAGCCUGCCAGCCCACCGGAGUGUUGCUCUGCCUGUGGGCCAGCAGGGUGCCAAGCCAGGAAGCAGUCCAGAUGGCCAAAGCAUCACAAGUCAACAAGUGGGAUGAACACACAACGCAGUCUCACAUUUUGUCUUGGACCAAAGAGCAGUGCCGACUUGUGUGUUAUAUUGUGUUCAGCGGGCGCUUGAAAUGGAGAUUCUCGGAUCCUCUUCCUGUAUGACAUUGCCCCUAAAGCGUGUAUGUGUGGCUGCACAGAUGCACUCGUCCUCCUCCUUUUCCUCCUCCUCUCCUUGCUCCACGCAGCAGACAGGUCUCUGAUCAGCCUUGUGUGGUCUUCUCAGAUGGAGUCUGAACAUGAUCUCUUUCCAGGGGAAAUGGUUUGUUUUCUCUGCCCGGCUUGCACAAAGAGCCACAUUGUUCCUCUCCCCAUAUCCCACGCUGACUCUCCACUUCAGGUUUUGGGUUACCUGGCCGAUGGGGGCUCAGACUUCAGGAGCUUUUUUUUUUUUUUUUUUUUUCUUAAUUAUUAUUAUUUUUCUGGAGUAACAGCCAGGAAUAUAGUAUAGCCUUCUCUCCUUCAACCAUCCGCCCAAUCUAAAUAGAGAACGUGUUACACACACUGGCUCUGAGGUUUUAUCCCUUGCAGCUGAUUGCCCGAGAUUCCCUGCUCUGCUCACUUCCUGUGAAGGAGGAGAGAAAUCUGCUGAGACGAAGACUUUUAUCAAUGGGCAGUUUUUCCCCGCUCUGUAGAGAGAACGAAUCCCUGAGGACGGAUUUGUCUCCUUCCUCCAAAAAAUAUAAGACAACACUGACUGAUACACGGUAGCUAAGAAUGAUCUGUGAUCACUAAUCGUCAUGACGACGCUGGUACACAAAUGUGUGAUUUACAGAUUUCACCCGAUCUACCGAAUGUUGGGCAGCAUCUCAGAAUGAUUUUCAGCACUGAGUGCCAUGCAUGAUGUAAAUCUUGUGGCCAGUCAGAUAUGACAGUGUAAAUGUUACACAUUUCUAAAUGAUAUCAACUCGGACUGAAGGAUUCUGAUAAACUAAAGAACUCCUGUAAUAUUACCAUGUGUGGUAUUAUAUUCAAAGGCAACAAAUGCUGUAGUAGACAGUGAACAGUAUUACAGUACAUUUCCCACUUUUGGGGAUACUUUGAUUCAGCCAGAUCACUUAGAGGCGUGUCGACACUUGUAAGAUUUCAGUUUUCUAGUUGAACUCUACACAGAUACUAUUUGAUGUUAUAUUAACUUAUGGGUGACACAUCUGUAGAUUUCUUUUUUUUUUCAAAAAUGCUUUAUUUCUUAAUUUGUAUUCUUAUUUUAUGAUUUUUUUCCCCCGCUUUUUUUGUGACUGCCAAAUGCCACAUCUUUACGUUUAUACACUGUAUCUCCACUAGAGAGCAGUGUUUACCUUUGUUACUUUGCACCUGCCCUUUUUAGGCCCAUUACAGUCUACUGAAAUCUGUCGUGCCGGACACAAGAAAAUCAUUCACCACCAUCUGAUUGUUGUCCAAUGCAAAUUGUUUAGCUUGAUCUUCAUUUUUAUUUAUUAUUUUUUUAUUGCCAUAAUCAUGUCAUUGAAUCCAAAUACUGCCUUCUUCAACCCUUUCAAAGUUUCUUCCUUAUAUAGACUUCAUAACCUACUACACCUGCCAUCAUUCCAAUCCCACUCAUCUCCUUUCUGUGUGCCUGCUUCUGUGUCCUGUCUGUGACUGCACAUUUCACGGUCUCCCCUCUCAUUCCAGUCCACUUCCUCAACCCCAAGUCACGCCAUUAUGACAGUGCCAUGCUCAGCUGGCAAGUGGACUUUGUCAACAGUUUGCAUGAGUCAGUGAUGAGUUCACUUCAAACAAAUAGUGUCGCUGUCAACAAGCACUUCUCCCAUCUGAUGGCAGAUGCCAACAAAAUGCCUAAUGAGGUCUGCCAUUGUUAGUUUUACUUCUUAUUUCUUAAACCAUUGACAUUUCUGAUGGAAAAAAAAAGAAAAGGAAAUCUUUUGUGUCAUAGGUUUUGUUGCUGUUGUUGUUGGAAAUGCAUAGAUAGGCCUACUAUCUGACCUCCCCGUCACACAUUUAAUCUAUAUGAUCAGAGACUGUCAGAUUGUUUGUAUUUGAAUAAAAAUAAAGUAACUGAGAACUUUAAUGGAGAUCUCUUUGUAAAAUAAAUAAAUAAAAGUUAUUCUAA